This is a messenger RNA of Hibiscus syriacus, 315 nucleotides long. RefSeq lists its product as uncharacterized. The transcript has a single exon. The record is from RefSeq and is a predicted model, not a curated record. Lineage: Eukaryota; Viridiplantae; Streptophyta; Magnoliopsida; Malvales; Malvaceae. Gene Ontology annotation, molecular function: nucleic acid binding; RNA-DNA hybrid ribonuclease activity. Bases 1 to 315 code for a protein of 104 amino acids.
AUGGACGGUCUGAAACUUGCUUGGGACAUCGGAACAAGGAGCAUUGAAGUUGAAUCUGAUAAUAGUACAGCUGUUCGCACUCUUAAGUCUCCACCUCUGCCCAGUGAUUCUACCAUUAUCCGUAGGAUCCCGCAACUGCUGAGCCUGCAAUGGUCUGUCAAGUUCACUUUCAUUAAUCGUGGGAAGAAUGCUUUAGCGGAUGCUCUUGCUAAGUUUGGUCGCUCGAUGGAAUUAGGGCUAACGGUGCUUGAGCAACCUCUGACUGAGGUUCAGGAGCUGCUCGACAAAGAUAUAGAUUUCCGUUCUGCUAGCUAA